Molecule: messenger RNA, 873 nt
Organism: Colletotrichum karsti
Lineage: Eukaryota; Fungi; Ascomycota; Sordariomycetes; Glomerellales; Glomerellaceae
Product: C6 zinc finger domain protein
Exons: 1
Coding region: 1-873 (290 amino acids)
Source: RefSeq, a predicted model, not a curated record
AUGAUGCGCCUCGUUCGACUCGGAGACGACUAUCGAAUAGGACCUUUGCGGCACCAUACACCUCCACCCGACUUGCUCGAGAAGCAACGCAGCCUCCAGCAAUCACUAGAUCAGUGGUAUACUUCGUGGCGAAACCUAGAUGAAAGAUCGAACCUACCAAGCACUAGAAUAAAGGGGGGUCCCAGGAUCAACGUGCUGCUGAAAUACGAACUGUCCUACAUAUGGACUGAUAUGGCUUUCACCGCCGACGAGAUCAGCCACGAUCGACAUCUUGAAAGAUUUAGACAAAUCAUAGAGCAAGCCUCCAAGUUCGCGGAGUCUCAACUCGGCAACAACCCGUCGCAUUUCCUUUUCGAAGCGGGAUUCACACCAUCUCUGUUCUUCAUCGCGACCAAAUGCCGAGCCCUAGACGUGCGACUCGAGGCCCUGCGGCUCCUGACUGUUCUCGGAUCACCCCGCGAAGCGAUGUGGGACAAGGGCGAGCUGUUUUGCAUCGCGCGUCGGUUGAUCGAACUGGAACAUAAUGUAGGCUUGGAUGUCUACGGUCAGUUGCAGUUUACGGGGCCGGACUCUUGUCUUGGGCUUCCGCUCGACGAAGUGAGGGUGCGACAUUUCGUCCCGGAAAACCGCAGGCCGUGGCAGUUCGCGACCCAUGGGGAUGAGUCGAGCGGUAGCUUCAAGGUGGGCUACUUCUUGAGAACGGCCGAGGAUACCCUGUACGUUCAUCAAGAGGUUCUUGGAUGUGAAUAUUACUCAGACCUGUCAACUCUUGAUGGAGCUCAUGAGUCAUAUUCAAGCAGUCCGGGAAGUAUUGAGGGGGAGUUGGAGAUUGCGCCCGGCAAUGAGAAGUCGGAUUAUACAUCAUACGCAUAG